AUGUUGAACUACUACUCCUGGUGCAAGCAACUACAAAUCGAUGAGCAAGCGAAUCGCAUCAUCUCCAAGCUGCUGCGCACUUUGGGACCAACUGUAUUGCGCACCGCCAUUCAGGGCAACACAGCGAAUGCGGCACGCGACACCUUCGACGCUGACUUCGAUGAUGAUGAUGACGACCAGACAAAGAGCGAUCAGAGCAGCAGCAGCAGCUCGAGUGGCAGUAGCAGUGGCACCCGGGUAUCCAUUGAGCUGCCCACCUUUGAGCCAGACGAUGAGAACGAGAUUGAUGCGAAUGAGAAGACUAGCAGCACCAGUAGCACCACCACCACCACCACCACCAGCACCAGCACUACCACCACCACCAAGACGCCCAGUCUUCGAUAAUCACAAAGAAAUGUGCGUGUAAAUUUGUUUGCUACAACAACAAAGCGAUGUAUUUCAA
This is a messenger RNA of Drosophila grimshawi, 442 nucleotides long. RefSeq lists its product as uncharacterized. Bases 1 to 384 code for a protein of 127 amino acids. The record is from RefSeq and is a predicted model, not a curated record. NCBI's taxonomy places the organism in Eukaryota, Metazoa, Arthropoda, Insecta, Diptera, Drosophilidae. The transcript has 2 exons.